CACUGUCCAGAACAUUCACACUUGUCCCUGCACCCAUGCAGCAGCUAUCCUACAACUGAAACCUAAACCUGCUAUCAGAGACAGACGCCGGCAGGCUGGAUGAUGGCGUUGACUGGGCUGCUGCUGGUGGAACUGUGUCUGUACGCCAGCUGUUUCGUGUGUGGAAUUGUUGCCGCCGCAUCUGUCACCAUCGUCCAGGGUAAUUUCGGAGGUCAGUGUAUGCUGUACGGUCUUGUUAGCUACAAUGCUACAGCGAACCUCAUUGGAGUCCAGUCGUCCACCUCCCCGUCUCUGUGCUACUUUGUGUCGGCCAUAUCGGUCAUGGUGGCCGUGGUGUGCUUCUCCCUCUCUCUGUACUGGGUGUACACACUCUGCAUCGAUAGGGAAGUGAAAAGGGAGCGUGUGUGGAUGAACCUGAUUGUGGCCAUGUGCGGUGUCUUCCUGUUCUUCCUGCUCAUCACGGGCUGCAUGCUGAAGAUCGGACGUGACUCUCUCUGCAACUCCAUCACGAGCGCCGUUCCCAACGUUACCAGAUGUGAAGAGGCCCAGACCAGAAAAUGGGUCAGUCCACUGAAUGGAGAGCGGUUCUACAACAGUCUGCACAAAGCUGAGACAGCGGUGUGGAUCAACCUCUUCUUCUGGCUCAUCAUUGGGGUUCUGGUUGUCGUUCAGCGGCGCCAGAGUCCGCUGACUAAGCUGAUCGUGGCAGGGUACGGCGGGCCAGCCGGCGGCCUUUUUGGUGACCCAGGUGUGACGGCUGCAGAGACUGAGCCGUUCUUCCACCGUCCUGCAAGGCCACAGUGAGGACACAGGGUCGCAGGAGCUGCAGUCACAUGGAAAGUUUGAAUACACCUGUAUUUCAUUCAGGAGCUGCAUUGUUUGUGUGAAGACAUUACAGAUACUGACUUUAUUUUGAAUUGGGUUUGCUAAAUAAACUUCUGUUGGGAAGUUUAUUUUGCAUCCAUCCAUCCAUCCUUCUACGAACAUCUGUAGAACCAUAGUUACCCAUCAUCCCUUCCUUUUCAUGAUCCCGAUAACUUUACAUCUCCCAUAGGACACAAUUUAACCCUCACGAUGUACACAGUAACCAAACAACAGAGUGAAGGAUAAGUGCUUCCUGUGUUGAUAGGUCCAAAACAAACUACUGUACCACUACUACUACUAAUACAAAAACAAGUGGUUAGGACCAUUAAAAAUGUUCGCUUCAUUUUCCCGUCUGCAGAGUCGCCCUCUGGUGGUUAUUUGCUACUAGGCUUCACUUUCCAAACUGGAAAACUAGUGUCCACCAUGUCCACAUGUUGUCCAACACUGACUGAGAGGAGACUUUCAUUAUAGAACAUAAAAAUAAAUGUCGUUUGAAAACCA
Solea solea (common sole) is the source of this 1365-nucleotide messenger RNA. RefSeq names its product transmembrane protein 179Ba (gene tmem179ba). NCBI's taxonomy places the organism in Eukaryota, Metazoa, Chordata, Actinopteri, Pleuronectiformes, Soleidae. The transcript has 6 exons. The coding region runs from base 100 to 804 and encodes 234 amino acids. The record is from RefSeq and is a predicted model, not a curated record.